This is a messenger RNA of Patella vulgata (common limpet), 7424 nucleotides long. Its product is annotated as rotatin. NCBI's taxonomy places the organism in Eukaryota, Metazoa, Mollusca, Gastropoda, Patellidae. The coding region runs from base 6 to 6131 and encodes 2041 amino acids. The record is from RefSeq and is a predicted model, not a curated record. The transcript is spliced from 44 exons. Gene Ontology annotation, biological process: centriole replication; centriole-centriole cohesion; ciliary basal body organization. Gene Ontology annotation, cellular component: centriole; centrosome; ciliary basal body.
CUAGCAUGGUUAACACUGAUAAGAUUGACAUACUAGAAGAUCCAGUACCAAGAUAUUUUACUGAAACAACAGAACCAUCAACUACAUCAAAUCCUCCCCCAUUCGGAUUCCGUCUCACAGCUUUUCCAUGGUUAGCUUUGACCCCUACAGAUCGCCAUGUUCUAGAAUCUACCAACAGAUCACUACAAAGUCGAGACCCUAAAAUGCUUGUUAGUGCUUGUGAAUUUUUAGGUGAUGUAGUCUUCCAAGAUUUUCCAUCAGAGAUCUUCUUACAGAGACCUCAAAUUACAAAAAGUUUAUGGUCACUUCUUUUACCUUCUAAAGAGAAGAAUUAUGAUUUAUCAGCGCAGUCAGCAGACACAUUAACCGAUCUUACUCGCUGUUUACGUUCAAGAAUUCAUUUUUAUCAAGAUCCAGCUUUAUACACACCUAAUCAAGAUUUUUCCUCUGCAUCACCAACUUCAUAUUCUAUUGGAGAAGGAUCCAACCAAUCAGGAAACUCAACAGAUUCUAGACCAUCAGUUCUUGGGUGGAAUGAUACACGCCAUCGUGGUGAUGGUAGAGAUGGAGACACAUCUUCUAGCAGGGCAUCAAGUUUAGUGCUGGACGGUGAAAGAUCUAGAGAAGAAACAGAUUUUAACGAUUGUUCAUCAUUACAACAUCAUCAAAUAUAUAUCCCACAAUUCUGUUUGAAUACCAUGUUAAAAUCACUGCCAUUAUUACAAACCAAAGAUGAAACAACGGCUGUAAAGAUUUUCAAUCUCUUACAUCAAGUAGUCGCUAUAUUUACAGAAAUUAUGGGUGAUAUUUGGUCCGACAGCAGUGAAAUGACCCGUGAUACUAUGGAUAAACUACAGGAUUGUCUGGUUAAUAUUUCUACAUUAUUGGAAUUUCACGGUCAUCAAGAAUCUCGAUCUAACGAAGCAGAUAUUACUCGUCAUAGAUUGAUAUACAUCGGUGUUUGUCAUCUCUUUGUUAAAAUAAUUAUACUGAUACCACGGAAUAAGUGUGUUAGUAUUGUACCGGAACGAUUGAUUGUUUCUAUAUGUAGAGUUGUAUUUGAUGAAAGUCUUGCUGGUAGUUAUGGUUAUAUUAGAACUACUUUAUUACCAUAUCUACAAGAACUAGAUACACAGUCUCAUCACAAAUAUUACUCUGCAUCUAGAAUUUGUCAAGCUAUGAAGAAAACCUGUCAAUUUGCACAGGCUGUUAAAAAUGGGGGUCAUUUACCAGAAGAUAUUAUAACCAUGGCAACAGAUGCCUUACCCAGCAUGCCAUAUCACCAGUAUUUACCAAUGAUUACUGAGUUCAUCAAAUUUGUAGCCAAUCAUGUAGGAAGUCGUUUACUACCAGAUAAAAAUAUUUUAUCCUCAGCAAGGAAAUUGAUACUAAGAUUUUUAUCUCAUCCAUUAAAUAAUGUUCGACAAUUUACAUAUAAGGCAAUACUACAUCACAUACAGGCAGUGUUGAAUGUAAAAGAAGCUGCUGACCCUCGAUCACGUUCCUGUUUACAAGCUUGUUUUCUUCUAGAUUCAGAUAUCUUGUAUGAGCUGGUUGUAUUUGGUCUAAAUGAUUCAGAAAAAGAGAUAUCUGUGGUGUGUACUGAACUAAUACAUCAUGUAUUAAACAGUAGAUAUUUGAUGAUAGAAGAUAUGUGGCCGACAUUAAUACAGGCUUUAUAUAGAUCAUUUCCUGUAAUACAGUCUUAUUGUGAUAUGUCCACUAAGCUUGGUCAGAAGAUAUGGUCAAUGUUAGAUCCUAAAUCAAGUACAGAAUUAAUAUCUUUACAAGAUAAAUUGCGAGGAUGUCUUCGACUUCUCUUUUCUCAUGAUCUACAAGUACGUACCAGAGUCCUGGAGAGAAUUUCAUGGUUUUUAGCGAAUGAAGAAGAAAGUGAUAAAAAGAUACCAGUAUUCUCUGAUCUGGAUGUUAAUAAUUUAUGUGAUACGUUGAUUGUCAAGAAUGUACGUAAUGUGGAAGAGGAUAUUGGUCGUUCUGUCUUUCAGAUGGAUAGUUUAAAACAAGUCUAUGAUAUAUUUAAUGGUUCAUCAGUUGAUCCUACAGUAAAGAAAUCUGCUGCUGAACAAUUAGCUAUUAUGUUACAUGAUACAAAUCUUCAUACAGCAUUCCGUGAAACUGGUGGUUUAGAAGUUAUAUUAGAUAUAUUAAGAAAGGGUGUUUAUAAAACUACUGAUGCUCAGACUGGAGUACCUAAUUAUUUACCUGCCUGUAUUUCUAUACUACGUUAUAUACUACAUCAUGAUUAUAAUCUACGUCAUAAUCUAGCUCAUGAUCCACAGAUAUACUACACUUUACUCCGAGUUGCUCUUCUGUAUAUGAAUGAUGAUAAAACCCAUUAUGACAUCAGCCAUAUUUUAACCUUAUUAUUAUUUGAUGAGACUUCAAAGUUUGAUGUCGGUAAUUCUAAAUCAGGAACAACCUUCACCUUGCCUGCUGUAGUUGCUAAAAGAUAUAAACUGCCAUUUAAACCUUCUUGUCAUCAUGAUAUUAGUCCUCAUGCUGUGACCAUUACACCUGACCCUGACCCAUUGACAUCUGGUGAGGCUAUGGAAAUGUUAAGAAUUUCAUGGAAUCUGUCUUGGAAUGAUGGAAUGGAACAACUUUUAGAUUUGAUUAAACUUGACAAAAAACAGACAGAUGCUUCCCAAGAAUUUUCAUCAACACUAAAACUGACCAGCGUAGAUCGUUAUAUACUAGAAACAUCAUGUCUUAAAUCACGACUACAGAAUGGUGUGUUUGCGAUAUCAAAUGGGACAUCUCACCGAGCUGUUAUUGUGGCACUGGACCGUCUGUUAACCUAUAUAACAAUAGGUCAUGGAUCAUCUUCUGUGGAAAUUUUACAUGAGAUGGAAUGGUGGACAGUUUUAACAAGAUUUCUAGAAGUGACCCCAUCAUCUGCAGCUGAUGAAGAAUUAUUGUUUAAAAUCUUGGAUUUCAUCACCUUUCUAUUAAAACUAACCAAUCAUAUACCAGAUAACAUUUUACAAUGGAUUGGAGAAAGAUUAUAUCAAGCAUCAGGUCCUCUCAUUGGUUUACUGAGUAGGUCUUCAGCCAGUGAUUCGUCAAAUAUAGAAGAACAAGUAGUGCAAAUGAGACGAUUAUUAGAUAAAACUUUACUUCGGUUCAUCUCAGUAUUUAAUAGUAAACUUCCAUAUCAACUCACUAGAAGAUUGAGUCUACAUCAGAUGCGAGGUGAUUUAGUAAAGGAAUUAUUUCAAAGACUCAAUGUCACUGAUGCACCUCAUUUUUACAAUCUAGCAUCUUUAGAAGGAACACUAACUUCUCUUAUGCAUGUCACAGCAAGACCAGGCUGGAGUGAAGAAUGUUCAAGUUUAGAUCCACAUAAUCUAACAGCUCAAGUAUUAAACUGUCUUUUAGAGGUGGUAUCGGCUUUCCAUAUUGGUCGAGGAGGAACCCUCAUGUCUUACAUGGGAAAGGGAGUUACUAAAGCAGCAACUCUUUGUCUUCGUCACCUAGCCUUUGAGAUGCCUAAAAUAUCUGAAAAAGAUGAUUGGCAGAAGAAUUGGUUAUAUUCACGUCAAGGUGCAGAUGCUGUAGGUGAACCAGGGUUAAAUUGGAUGUUGACAUUAUGGGCAUAUCGGGAUCCAGAGGUGAGAGCGGCAGGAUUGGGUAUAGCCAUGUCACUGACGUCAACAGAAGCGGGUCGCAUUAUGAUGACAUCAAAUUGUAAACAUAUACCAGGGGGUAUCUGGGGAGCUGCUUUCACUAUUUUAUUGAACCAAUCAGAAUGUAGUAUUGUUCGCCAACAGGCUGCCAUGCUAUUAAUUAACCUAACAUCACAGACAAUGCCUAGUGGUAAUUUAGAAGGAGGACAAACAAUGUGGCAAGGACCUGUUGUUACUGAUGAAGAAUUUCAGAUGACAUUAGUUGGACUACCAGCUCUAUUAGCUUUACUACAUCAUAGUCAAUUUUAUCAACAAAUGGUGGUAUUAUUGUCAAACUUUUACCCAUAUGCCUCAGUACAGACAGUAUCUGUUGACAUGGAAACACAGUUACCAACCAAUGAAUCAGAAGUUUCCUCUUCAGCUGGUAGUACAACUGGUACAUUCACACCAUUUUCUUUUGCUACAUCCCAACAUUUCAGUCAUCGUUCUCAGCAUUUAUCUAUUGGAACAAUAAGUAGUCCUGAAUCUACUAGGUCUUAUGGUCAAGGUGAAACAACAAGUACAAUAAGUCCAGAAUCUGGUGAUUAUAUAGCUGAACAUAGUGUUGUUACUCCAUGUUUGGUUACCGGGGUAACGAAACUUCUACGCAAUAUAGUUAUAUUAGCUCCAAAAGAUACUUUUGAAUGUUUGAAAAGAGAUUCUUUUAUACAGAUAUUUCUAAGUAUGUUAGAUAUAUCAAUAGUUCAAGCAUUAUGUAAAGAUUUACAGAAUGGUACCACCUGUAAUCAGACGGAGUUAGUUUUACGUGAUUUAAUACUCAUGUAUGAUGGGAUAGUUGAUCUAUUCCGUGUGUGUAUUGUUUAUGAUACACCAAUCAGAAAUGAUAUAUUGAAUUGUUUAGAACCACUACAAGCCAUAGCGUCUUUAUUAUUACUCGAAUGUGAAGGUAGUACAGAUAUCUAUACUUGUUGUUGUAAAUUAUGGAGAACUAUUUUUACUUUCUUCACCAAUCUACUACAAAUUCAAGGUUCUACAACUCUUCAUUCACUGACUUCUGUUUUCACAAAACUCUGGCCAGCCAUAACAGAUUCAUGUAUGGGUAUAAUACAAGUUCAUGUAAAUCAAACACAAGAUUUAUAUAUAACAUGUUUAACAUUCCUGGCUGUUUUAUUCUGUGAAGAGGGGAAAAGAUUUUAUAGAUCAGCUGAAUCAGAUGUAAUAACACUCACAGAACUACUAGAUCAAACAUCUAAAUCAAAAAAAUUUACCAAAGAAACCAGUUUACAAUCCUGUGGUUCCCGUUUAUGUAAAGUUUUGAUUGGUUCAUAUGAGCUUAAUUCAACAAAACCAAAAGAUUCCAACCAAUCAGGCGAAAGAACAUUGAUUAUUAAUGUAUUAAAGUCCCUACUUGUGAUUUGUCAGUCAGCUAAACAAACAGCAUUAGAAGAUGGCUUAGCCGAGACUCUCAUAGAGAAUAUAAAACAGUCACAUUCAAAGUUGAUUUUUGAAUCGGUACAACCUUCCAAAAACACUAUACGGAAAAAGGAAGAUCCAAUUAUUCAGGAAUUGGUUAUGACUUAUGAUCUGCUGAGAAAUUUUAUGUGCCAAAAUUCUGAUGUCAAGACUGCAUGUUAUCACAGUGGGUUAAGUUCCGUCUGUCAUAAAUUAUGGGCAUGGUGUCAAGUUGAACCUACUUUGAUGUCAGCCAUGUUGAAUCUGCUUACUACAUAUACAGCUCAAUGUUCAACAGCAACCAGUUCACUAGCAUAUACCAGUCCUACUGGAAUAUCAUCUGCUAUACCAGGCAAAUCACCUUUAUCAUCUAACUCUUUAGUACACAGUAUAAUUAAACUAGCUAAUAGAGAAUUAGAGAAAGAUAUGUCUACUAUUAUUAAAACUAUAUUUAGUCUACUAUGUAAUAUAGUCAUGUCAGCUGAAGGUAGAAACAUUAUGUGGAAGUGUAAUAUGUUGAGUGAAUUUACUCAGCUUAAUCCACAGAAAUCGAAAAAACAGAAACCAAAACACAAACAGUAUUUAGAUGUCUUAUGGUUAGAUUUAUUAGUUAAUCUCUCUUUUACUACAGACGGACAACAAAUUAUAUUUAAAGUUAAUGGUGCUAUUGAUUUAUUGUUAGAUUUUGUUGAACAUGGAAAUCAGAAAUGUUCUGAACUAUCUUUACUGAUUCUACGUAAUCUGUGUUGUCAUACAUCUAAUAAACCUAAGUUAUUAGCUAAUGAAAAACUCAUCCCCUAUAUACUGAAGGUAAUAGAAAAUGGAGGUGGAAAAAAUCAACGAGUUGGCACGUCUGCUCUUUGGGCUCUUAUUUAUAAUAAUCAAAAGGCUAAAGUUUUGAUGAAGAAUGCUAAUAUUUUACCUAAACUGCAAGAAUCGUUAUAUAAUGCCAUGAAUAAAGAACAGAAGUCAAGUAUUGAUGAACAAUAUUCAGAAGAAUUGAAAUGGGUUAUAGGAAGUUUGAUCGAAUAGAAUACCCCAGUAGUAGUAUUAUCAUAUAAUUGUUAUAAUUAUAUAGAUCUGUACAUUUAAUUCUAAAGAGAAAAAAUUAUAACAAUAAAUGUAUUAGCUGUUAAAUUAAGGAAUGGCUGUUGAAACAUUGAUUUAUCUUCUGAUUUCACAUGCAGCAUAAUUUCAACAUUCUGAUGUCAAGGUUAAGUCAUGUCAAAUAGAAACACUGCUAUGAUGACUCUCCACUGUAUAAUCACAUUACAUCAAAUAGAAAGAUUGUGCUAUCAUAUAAAGUCAUCAAUCUGAUUAAAAUACAGAUCUAUAUUUCGCUUCAUUUUUUUAUACUUUCAAUGGCCUCCAUCCACUACAUAAAGAUCUGACCGGUUAUAGUGGAAGGUCGAGUCAGGGGUCAUACGAGCAGCUUUUGACCCUAUGGCAUCAGACAUUUGAUUAAUCAAUCAGCGUUGAUGUAUCUAGUGGGAUACCCACAGUUCCGUGUGCCAGGAACUCGCUGCAACAGACCGUGUAUUGGCUAAUCCCCCACAUCAACCAGAAUGAAGGUGAAAUAACAACUUUUUUUAAGAUCCUAGUGUAGUAAAGAGAAGUGAAACGAAAAUUUGAACUAUAGAAAACCAAACAAAAUAGGAUCUGUGUUUUAAUCAGUCAUUGGUGUUUUCAGGAAUUUGAGCAGGGAUGUCUGGACUCAAGAAUUUUAUAAAAUCAGAAGCUCUGAGAUAUUAUUUCUGCUCAUUUAGGUUCAUACAGGAUUAGAGUGAAGUGGAGUGAGGUCAAAACAGCAGUAUGCUUCACACAUUUGUUGGACCUUGUUUAGAUGAAUGUAGGAGAAAAGAAAAUGCUCUGUACAAGCAAGAGGGGUUCCAGACACUGACUGAACAUUUUCUUGAUGACUCUCCAAUAAAUAAUCUACUCUUAUAAUGCAAAAUCGCUUGCAAAAGCAAUCAUAAGCAAUGAAUUUGUCAAAUUUACACUGAAACAAGAAUUCUUAAAUAUUGAACCAAAGUUUUUAUUCAAAUUCCUAAAACACCUAAAUGUAUUAAUUUUUCUAACAUAAGGUAAAGUCAAAAUUGUUUAUCAAUAAUAUAGGGAAUAAUUGUAUAAUUAACAUCAUUAAAUUAUAAAUUUAUUUACCUAUCAAUGUCAUUGGUUGUAUAUUUAUUUAAGUGACUUGUUUAUUGAUAUAUUAUUGUAAAUUAUAAGUAUUUAUAUACCAAUAUGGUAUCCUGGUCCAUUGUCAUCCUGUAUAUAUUUGUAUUACAUUAGUUACAUAUUCACUUCAUGAUGUAUGUAUUAGCU